UAUCCAACUACACCUGGUGUCGCCAUUGGGAUGUCUGUGUACGAUCCUGCAUGCGGGGGCUACCGUGUGUUUAUCGGGGCUCUUGGUGCGUCAACUGGGAAGGGACAUUUGAUUAAAGAUCUCCAAAAGUAUGGAAAAGUCUUAGACCUCUGGCUUGCGAGGAACCCUCCGGGAUAUGCGUAUGUUGUUUACAGCAAAGGUAGGGAGGCUGAGUCUCUGGUGCGAGAAAGGAACGGCAGUUAGUUCAACAACAACAACUAGUUACAACACAGUCAACAACUGCUACCAUUAACAUCAAUGGUGUUCUGCUUGCCGUGACGAUACUUGGAGGAUGCUGGCCGGACGGAGAGUUCGAGUGGAGCAUGCUCGUCCUUAUUUUAGUAGGUCCACGACGUCGACACUCCCAUUCCAUCUCAUAGCAUCACGGUUAAGACGUAAGUCAAAAUCAAGGCCAAGACAAAAAUCAAGGUCGCCUCGGAACUCGCAAACACGAGGACACAGUACAUUGAGGUCACCAUGUAAAUGCAAGUGUGAAAGAUUCCGGUGUUCUAGUUCUUCCUCAACUUCAAGGACACCGCCUCGCACCGAGACACAACACAGUUCUAGGCAAAAUUCCCCCGAGAAAAGAAGAAAACGUUACAAGCACCAGUGUGGUCGAAAGAAACGACAUCAAUCAAGAUCACGUUCAAGUUCAAGUUCCAGCCCCAGCUCUCGUUCCCGCUCUCGUUCCCGCAUUCAUUCCACCUCUAGUUCUAGUUCCAGGAGCAGCUCAAGAUCUCGGUCCACAUCCCGGCACAGGUCGAAGCGUUCAGACACUGAUGUUUCUGUAAAAUACUUUAAAUGCAGGGGUAGACGACGGCACAAAAGCCCUGUAAGUCCUGUCACUGCCAUUGCGGAUAAGUACACAGGGAUCGAGAGCUGGACAACAGAUGAAGAUUUACCAAACCUUGAACUUUUUGAAGCACCACUUGGAACAAAGGACAGUGCUGCUUCAGACAUUACAAACACUGAAAACAAAAUGUCACGGCAUGGACCUGAGCCAGUACCAUCAGCCGUGAUGAGUUCUACAUCAACCGACAUAAAAAACUGCAUGACCAGGGCUGACAGCUCCUUACAGAGACAAAUCGUAACUGAAACGACCUACCAAUGCCAUAUUCAGAGAGCCACGCAAAACAUAUUGGAUAAACAAAAUGAACAAUUGUUAAACGGUUCGAGUCAAAACGACACGGUGCUUCGUGUCCCUGUACUAAAUACGAAUUCAAGCUCAGCUACCCCGACAAACAUCAGCAUGGAAACAUCAACACCUUACGUAAAGUCAGCGUCAGCUGCCAAAUCACCCAAACACACAAACGUGGAAGGUCCCUCCUUUCAUCUCUACAGAGGGGGGGUACCCUAGAAAGGCUGAUGGAGACAGUACUUGCUUCAAAGUUGGAGAUACUGUUCCAAGUGCUGCACAUUAGAGCAAGAAGAGAGACGGUGACACACAUUAACACCUGCACAAGAAAUGUGCAUUGGACUAUUCUGCGUGUGAUAAGCAGUGACAAUUGUCCAAGUACUCUGUAUUUGACCAUUCUGCUUGUGAGAGACAUUUGGAACACCACAGUAAUGUGUAUUAGGACAUUCCGCGUGUGGGUGACAAUGAGAACACCAUAGUAAUGUAUAUUUGAACAUUCCGAGUAUGACAGACAGUGAGAUCACCACAGUGGUUUGUAUUAAAACAUUCCGCGUAUGAGUGACAAUGAGAACACCUCAGUGGUUUGUAUUAGAACAUUCCGCGUAUGAGUGACAAUGAGAACACCACAGUGGUUUGUAUUAGAACAUUCCGCUUGUGAGAGACAAUGAGAACACCACAGUGGUUUGUAUUAGAACAUUUCGCGUAUGAGAGACAAUGAGAACACCUCAGUGGUUUGUAUUAGAACAUUCCGCGUGUGAGAGACAAUGAGAACACUACAGUGGUUUGUAUUAGACACACGCUGCAUGUUAAUGUUUGUAUUAAACUGAAUUGAACUAAAGUACUGGUACUGUCUACACGAUCUGCUUCCACAUGCCACGCUCCAUCAUAUCUUUAGUUCUCUUGGAUAGUUUAUACAUUCUGUGGUGCUUUGGGGUAAUUAAACUGCUGGGUAUAUCCCUUUUAUGAAGGGUGUAGUCUGCAUUGUCUUGUACAUCCAAACAAUGAAAAUUAAAUAUGUUCAUUGCAAACGAUUUUAUGCCUUAAAUGUACGUCUUCCGUGAAGGCAGCAAACAUAAGUCGCUCACCUUCGUUACAUUCUAAUAACUAU
This is a messenger RNA of Haliotis rufescens (red abalone), 2282 nucleotides long. Its product is annotated as serine/arginine-rich splicing factor 7-like. The coding region runs from base 332 to 1396 and encodes 354 amino acids. The record is from RefSeq and is a predicted model, not a curated record. The transcript is spliced from 6 exons. NCBI's taxonomy places the organism in Eukaryota, Metazoa, Mollusca, Gastropoda, Lepetellida, Haliotidae. Gene Ontology annotation, molecular function: RNA binding.